This is a messenger RNA of Triplophysa dalaica, 8333 nucleotides long. It is a transcript of the gene dip2bb, whose product is annotated as disco-interacting protein 2 homolog Bb. NCBI's taxonomy places the organism in Eukaryota, Metazoa, Chordata, Actinopteri, Cypriniformes, Nemacheilidae. The transcript has 40 exons. The record is from RefSeq and is a predicted model, not a curated record. Bases 205 to 5031 code for a protein of 1608 amino acids.
GAUCCAGACGAUCGGCUCAGACUCCUCAUCAUCCCGAGCUGUGGUCAUGUGACUCUUCCCAUCGGUCGGGAUUUCACUCUCGGCAUGGCGGAGAUGAUGGAUCUCUGUGUGUUGUCAAGUAACACUUGUUUUUAGCUGUGAGGAGAAGCCGGGGUUUCUGUUAAACCGUUGUGCGCCGUUCUUUCCACACGGUUUCGGCUCGUAAUGGCGGAACGCGGUGUGGAUGUGUCUGCUCUCCCCCAAGAGGUCCGGGAGCAGCUCGCAGAGCUGGACCUGGAGCUGUCCGAGGGUGACAUCACACAAAAAGGAUAUGAGAAGAAGAGGGCCAAACUUUUAGCACCCUACUUGGUACAAAUACAAAAUGUGGCUCCGCCUCCAGCAUACGAUGGACAGUCUCCUGGUCAAAGCUCCGCCCCGGCACCUGAACCUGGCCCCUCCAACUCCUCUUCCUCCUCGUCCUCUCGUCACCGGCGCACACGGCGAGCACACCGGAGUAGUGGAACUAGAGAUGAACGUUACAGAUCAGACAUUCAUACAGAGGCGGUUCAAGCAGCAUUGGCAAAGCAUAAGGAGGAAAAGAUGGCGCUGCCCAUGCCAACCAAACGGCGCUCCACUUAUGUACAGUCACCAAUUGACAACUGCACCCCGCCAGACUCCUCCUCUUCCUCUGAAGAUGAGGCAGUGUCCAGUGAAAGUGCAGGGCCACAGCAGUCUCCAGACACCUGGAUCAAUAGUUCUGUUCAUGGCUCCUCCACCUCCUCCUCUGCCUCCUCCACUCUGUCUCAUGGAGAGUCUCGCCCCGCCCAGGCAGCGCAGUCUCAACAGGCCCCGCCCCCUCCUCACCAGGUUCAGCCGCCCCACUCGCACUCGCAGCCCUCCGCCCUGGCAGAGGCCUUCGCUGCAACACGUAUAGAUCCAGGAGGAGGAGUCGGGCCACCUGAUGUACCAUCCCAACCUCAGGCUAGAGGCUCUCGUGUGGAUCUCCCUGCCAAUGCUGUGGUGCGAGGAAUGACACGAGGACAGAGCCGGUCCAGCAUGAUGGAGACAGCAGACGUGAGAAGAGUAGGCAGAGGUGUCCCAGUGUCCAGUCGUGUCUCAACGAAGAUCCAGCAGCUGCUUAACACUUUGAAACGACCCAAACGGCCCCCGCUCAGCGAGUACUUCAUGGAUGACCAAGAGGAGAUUGUGGAAGUUCCUCGGGCAGAUCCUAACACUCCUAAACCAGAAGGUCGGCAGAUUAUCCCCGUCAAGGGUGAGCCUUUGGGUGUUGUCAGUAAUUGGCCUCCUGCCCUUCAAGCUGCAUUAACCCGAUGGGGCGCCACACAGGGCAAAAGUCCUGCCCUCACAGCUCUUGACAUCACUGGGAAACCGCUUUAUACACUUACAUAUGGUAAACUGUGGAGUCGUAGUGUGAAGCUGGCCUACACUCUCCUCAACAAACUGGGUACCAGAAAUGAGCAGAUCCUCAAACCAGGAGAUCGGGUGGCGCUGGUGUAUCCUAACAGUGACCCUGGUAUGUUUUGGGUUGCAUUUUAUGGCUGUUUGUUGGCUGAGGUCAUUCCCGUGCCCAUUGAAGUUCCGCUGUCACGAAAGGACGCAGGGAGCAGUCAGGUUGGUUUCUUGUUAGGAAGCUGUGGGGUGGGCCUCGCUCUGACCAGUGAGAUAUGUCUGAAGGGUUUACCAAAAACCCCCACUGGAGAAAUAUUACAAUUUAAAGGCUGGCCCAGGUUAAAGUGGGUGGUGACUGACUCCAAGUACCUCACCAAGCCGUCGAAAGACUGGCAGCCACAUAUCCCGACAGCCAACACUGACACAGCAUACAUAGAGUAUAAGGCCAGUAAGGAAGGCACAGUGAUGGGUGUUGCGGUUUCAAAGGUUGCCAUGUUAACACAUUGCCAGGCACUUACUCAGGCCUGUAACUACUGUGAGGGUGAGACGUUGGUGAAUGUUUUGGACUUUAAGAAGGACAUGGGUUUGUGGCACGGAGUUCUUACGAGUGUGAUGAACCGAAUCCACACCAUCAGUGUUCCGUAUGCGGUAAUGAAGGCCUGUCCACUGUCCUGGGUUCAGCGAGUUCACAUACACAAAGCGCGGGUGGCCCUGGUAAAGUGCCGUGAUCUGCACUGGGCGAUGAUGGCACACAGAGAUCAGAGAGAUACCAGUCUGGCCUCUCUGCGCAUGCUGAUUGUUGCAGACGGAGCCAAUCCCUGGUCAGUUUCAUCAUGUGAUGCAUUUUUGAACGUAUUCCAGGCCCAUGGCCUGAAGCCAGAGGUCAUCUGCCCGUGUGCUACAUCCCCUGAGGCCAUGACCGUUGCCAUACGCAGGCCUGGGGUUUCUGGUGCUCCUUUACCAGCGAGAGCUGUCUUAUCAAUGACUGGUCUGAGUCAUGGAGUCAUCAGGGUCAAUACUGAAGACAAGAACUCUGCUCUUACUGUACAGGAUGUGGGACAUGUCAUGCCUGGAGCAUUGAUGUGCAUUGUUAAACCGGACGGGCCGCCUAUGCUGUGUAAGACUGAUGAGAUUGGAGAAAUCGUUGUAAACUCUCGUGCCGGCGGGACCAUGUACUACGGUCUGCCUGGGGUUACCAAAAACAACUUUGAGGUGAUUCCAGUCAACGCUAGUGGUGCUCCUAUUGGUGAAAUCCCAUUUGUGCGAUCCGGGUUACUGGGGUUUGUUGGACCGGGGAGUCUGAUAUUUGUGGUGGGUAAGAAUGAGGGCUUGCUGAUGGUCAGCGGUCGUCGUCACAAUGCUGAUGAUCUAGUAGCGACGGCGCUCGCUGUGGAACCUGUCAAGACUGUAUACAGAGGCAGGAUCGCUGUGUUCUCAGUGACUGUGUUCUUUGAUGAGAGGAUUGUAAUAGUAGCAGAGCAGAGACCUGAUGCCAGUGAGGAAGACAGCUUUCAGUGGAUGAGUCGGGUCCUGCAGGCAAUUGACAGUAUUCAUCAGGUGGGAUUGUAUUGCCUUGCUCUGGUUCCCGCCAACACACUACCCAAAACUCCCUUAGGGGGUAUUCACAUCUCAGACACUAAGCAACUCUUCCUGGAGGGGGCGCUGCACCCCUGCAACAUCCUCAUGUGCCCCCACACCUGCGUCACCAACAUGCCCAAACCACGGCAGAAACAACCAGUUGGCGUCGGCCCUGCGUCCAUCAUGGUGGGUAAUUUGGUUGCUGGGAAGAGAAUUGCACAGGCUGCGGGCCGGGACCUUGGACUGAUUGAGGACCAAGACCUGGUCAGGAAGCUGUGUAUGUGGCCUACGAUGAUGCAUCAGUAUCUCACAGAGGCUUUACAGUGGAGAGCACAAACCGACCCUGACCACACACUCUUUGUGCUGUUGAAUGCAAAGGGAGUGGCUGUUUGCACAGCUACAUGUGUUCAACUUCAUAAAAGAGCAGAGAAGAUUGCUGCUGCUCUUAUGGAGAGAAGUGGUAUUAACAUUGGAGAGAAUGUGGUGCUUCUGUAUCCACCAGGUAUAGAUCUGAUCGCAGCCUUUUACGGCUGUUUGUAUGCCGGCUGUAUUCCCGUCACCGUGAGGCCUCCACAUCCGCAGAACCUCUCAGCCACUUUGCCCACUGUCCGCAUGAUUAUCGAUGUCAGUAAGGCUGCCUGCAUUCUCACUACUCAGGUUUUAACAAGGAUUCUUAGAUCUAAAGAAGCAGGAGCCACUGUAAACAUAAAAACAUGGCCCAUUAUAAUAGACACAGAUGACUUGCCUCGAAAACGACCACCAACAAUUUACAAACCGCCCAAUGCCGAGAUGAUCGCCUACCUGGACUUCAGCGUCUCAACAACAGGCAUGCUGACAGGGGUUAAGAUCUCUCAUGCGGCAAUGAGCGUUCUGUGUCGCUCUAUAAAGCUGCAGUGUGAGCUCUACUCCUCGCGCCAGAUCGCCAUCUGCCUUGACCCGUACUGCGGACUUGGUUUUGUUCUCUGGUGUCUUGCGAGUGUGUACUCGGGUCACCAGUCCAUCCUGAUUCCUCCUAUGGAACUGGAGAUCUCACUGUCCCUGUGGCUGAGCACACUGAGUCAGUAUCGUAUUAGAGACACCUUCUGCUCUUAUUCGGUCAUGGAGCUCUGCACUAAAGGCCUGGGUGGACAGACCGAGUUGCUGAAGGCACGUGGUGUGAAUCUGUCAUGCGUGAGGAGCUGUGUGGUGAUCGCUGAGGAACGUCCACGCUUGGCUCUCACUCACUCCUUUUCCAAACUGUUUAAAGACAUCGGACUCUCCACACGGGCUGUCAGCACCGCCUUUGGGUCAAGAGUCAACCUAGCCAUCUGCCUACAGGGUACCACUGGACCAGACCCCUCAACUGUAUAUGUGGACAUGAAGUCCCUUCGACAUGACAGGGUGAGGUUAGUGGAGCGAGGAGCACCACAGUCUCUUUCUCUCAUGGAGUCUGGAACAAUUCUUCCUGGCGUGCGGGUAAUCAUAGUCAAUCCAGAAACCAGAGGACCACUGGGGGAUUCUCAUCUGGGAGAGAUAUGGGUGAACAGUCCCCACAAUGCAACAGGGUACUACACUAUAUACGGAGAGGAAAAUCUUCAAGCUGAUCACUUUAACACUAAACUGAGCUUCGGAGAUCCACAAACACUCUGGGCCAGAACUGGAUACCUGGGUUUUGUGAAGAGAACUGAACUCACAGACUCUAGUGGAGAUCGUCACGACGCCCUGUUUGUAGUGGGCUCCUUGGAUGAGACUUUGGAAUUGAGAGGUUUGCGAUAUCAUCCAAUCGACAUUGAGACCAGUGUUUCACGUACACACCGAAGCAUCGGCGAGAGUGCCGUUUUCACCUGGACAAACCUGCUGGUGGUGGUAGCUGAACUCUGUGGUUCGGAGCAGGAUGCAUUAGACCUGGUUCCACUGGUAACCAAUGUUGUAUUAGAGGAGCACCAUCUUAUCGUGGGUGUGGUGGUUAUUGUUGACCCAGGGGUCAUCCCUAUAAACUCCAGAGGAGAGAAGCAGAGAAUGCACUUGAGAGACUCCUUCCUGGCAGAUCAGUUGGACCCCAUAUACGUAGCAUACAAUAUGUGAGCCGGGCUAAGGGGAAGCCUAUCGGCCUAUCAGAGAUGUGCAAUGGAGCAUGGACUCAGAGCUUAUACAAUUGAAAAAAACUUAGCGCUGUCUGUUAAGGGGUAAGGUGUUAAGAAAUACAAAAAUGUUAGAUGACUGUUUAGGAAGUGGGAUGAGUUUCCCUUUUUGCUAACUUCCUUUUCACCCUGAACCACUGCCCUCCAACCCUCCCUAAACUCUCCCCAAAACGCCAUAUACGAUCAAGAUUUAAAUGUACUUGAAUCAGCUCACCUAUGGUGCUGUGUGUUACAGGGCUGUAAAUUGUAACAUUUAACGGAUGGCGUAGAAAUUAUAGGGGGUUCGAUACUCCAUUGUGGUCAUUUAGCAGAUGCUUCUAUCCAAAGCAGCUUACGGUAUUCUCGCUGCCGAGACAUGUAAAUGGGGAAAUAUAAACCUGGGGUUAAGUGCCUUGCUCAAGGGCAGUAUGGUUGUAGGACAUCUCUGGAGUGCUCUAGAUAUAAGAAUGCCCUUACCCAGGUUGAAGACUACAUCACUAGACCCCCAUCCCCAGAAGGGUCGCCUUAUCCCUCAGUCAUGGGGGCAAGCCACAACCCUUUCAGUUAACAUAAGAUAUUGCUAAUUGAUUAUGCCACAGGGACUGCUGUCGCACCUGACAAAUGGAUGCAGAUCUGAAUUGCUCAAAGUAAAAUAAGUAUUUAGCUCAAUUUUUUUGGUCAGUUUUAGAACACUAUUGUGUUCAAUCUUACUACUGGGGCUUCAAUGUUUUUUCUGGAUAUAAGUUGGCAUCCUGUAUCUACUAGGCUGUGAGAUUUUUUUGACUUUAUGAAGAUGGACAGUUUUGCUUGUACUAGAAAACAUAAAGCCCAACACUGAAUUACCUUUUUUCAGCAGGUUGUUGUUUAUGAAUGUACACAGCCAGCUUUUACACUAUUCCUUAGGUUAUUUGUUGUAUUUGUUGUUGGUUUCUUUUAGUCUAAAUUAAUUCAUUUUACACAUAAUACUAUGAUCGAUAGCAGACAAAAAUAUGUAAAACACUACAAUGUUACUCUUAUAUACAGCAUAAUACUAAAAAGGCCAAAACAAUAGGUAAAAGAACUCAAAGUGAGUUAAACUUGAAAAAUAUUUAAGUAAAAUCAUAGAUUUGAUAAAAGCUUGGCACCUUUUAACCCAUACGGCCAUUCCCUUAACCCAUAAAAACACAAUUAGCACUAAUAAAAAAACGAAAAACAAUUUUUUUUUCAUUAUGCUUUGUGCACUUUAUUUUAUAAAUGUGGAUAUUUUCAAUAACAUCGACCAUACGUAUCUAACAAGCAGAAGGGCAUGUCUUCGUUAUGUAACAUUAACUUGCAUUAUUGAGUAGGAUAUGACUAAAGUAGGUUACACACCAAACCAGAAGCGCCAUGUCACGGCAAGGACAUCCAUAAUUGCGUCCAUAAUUGUAGGGGCGCAUUGGCGGCUUGUGUAUCCUCAUAUAUAACAAUGUGUUCGAUUUUUUUUAAUGCAAUGCUGCGCCUCUCAUCCAGUGUGCGACACCCUUAACACACCAAAAAACAAACACAACAGCAAAGUGCAGAAACACUUUGUAAGGCUCAGUGUUACAUCACCUGCUGCAUUUACAAAACACCCAAGCUUGUCUCUCAACAUAGGGUACGAAUUUAAAGAAAAACACACUCCGGCGUAUAAUGGCUCCAACUAUAAACCUCAUUGCAAACCAAACACAAACUGAGGUAUAGCUCUAUUUUUGCUCUCAUAUAAAGGUGCUUUUACACAUCAGGACAAGCCAUCGACACCUCUAAAUGGCAAAAAAAGAAAAGAAAUUCAGGCAUCUGUACAAUAAAGCAAGAUAACUGUAAAAUAACAUGCCUCUGUACAAACAAGCCCCUCGUAAACAUCUUACUGUACAAAAGUAUAGAUUUUACAAGUUUGGCUAACAGAUCUUUCAAUGACAGGUGCUGUCUCCUGUACUAUAGACAUUUUUACCAGGAAUGACUCCAGCAUCUUGAAAACCAUGAAUAAUUGUAAAUAACUGCUUGUGUACAGAUGAUAACUUCAAAUGUACUGUAUGUUAGUUGCUUUAUUCUGUCAGAUUUUUGGAUUAACAGAAUAUGAACUACUGUCCAUGACAUCCCACCGUAGCUGAGCGGGGGGUCUAAAGUUUAAGACUUAUUGUGAAUAGCUUGCUUCAUUUCUCUUUGUUCUUUUAUGGUCGAUAAUGUGUGAUGGGUUGACAUCUGUGUUCAGCUCUGUCUGUCAUGCAUUUCUGUUUAGAAUUCCGUUUAGGAGAUUGUACAUAGCUCUUACAUUAUGUAAAGUCUUUAUGAUGUAAGCAUGAUAAAGUCAGGCACUGUCGGGGCUUAGAAGGACUAGGUCUCACACAAUUGAUCAUCACAGUAUGUUAGACGAUAUCCUCAUACUGUAAAAUGGGGUGUAUUGUGUGUGUGUGUGUAUGUUUAGAAUGCAUAGUGGCAAGCUUGCGUGUUUGUGGUUCACAGUUAUGUACUGAUAGGCGGUUUGUAACUGUGAGAACACCGUUAAGAGAUUGUUUGGCACAACACCUUCUCCCAAAACUGAUUUACUGUCAUGAAAUGUAUUCUCAUAUUUUCGCUCUCAUAUUGGUGUCAGAGCUGAGUUUACGUGAAAGCACAAGCGAGUGAAUGAAAUUUUACAUGGGACUUUCAGGGAAAUAGUGCUUUCCAAGACAGAAAGGAAAUUCAUAUAUAAAUAGUCACUUUAUUGUUGUUUUUUUGUUCUUUAAAGAUUUUAGUUGUCGUACAGUUUGACAAUUUAUGUUUUGACAGUUAUGGACAAAACAGGAACACAACAUAAUCCGUUUUUUUUAUUGGAAUUCUGGAUGCCAGUUUAGGCCUGGAACCAAAUGAUUUUUCACACUAUGCAACCAACGGCAGACACAUUUUCAAGUAUUUGGCGGGCAUACACACACACACCACUAAGGGAAAAUGUAUUUGCUGAAUAUAAAUUUCUGGAAUAACAGUAACAUGAUUAUGUUGAUAGACAAUUCAUAUUACUAUUAUGUAUUUUUAUGUAUUUCUGAUAUUAUUAAUAGCAGUAUGGCAAAGUCAUUAUUUCCAAAGUUAUAUUUCAAGAUUUCUUUGUCAUUCAUGGAUAUAACUGAAAGUCAUGAUUAUGCAAGCAAACAUUUCCCUAUUGGUUCACAUGUUUCUUUUGUACAUUGGUUCCUGUUACUGUUUUAUACUGAAAUGAAAAAAAAAACAAUAAAAGGCUUUUAUUUUGCAACGCUGAUAACGUUUCGUUUUUUUACAAAUGUAUGCUCUUUGUUUGAC